AAUAACCUCGUACGUGACGUCACAUUCUCCCGUGCCGUGUGUAGUGCCGUCGAAACCUCACACGUUGUGUUGAGCAUUUAUAUAUUUAUAUACUCACAUUUGCCGGUGUCUGUUCAAUUUUUAUACCAGAAUGCCUCCUAAGAAAGUCGAGGAGCCAGAACGGAAGCCGCUGAUCGGGCGAGUGGGCACCAACCUGAAGAUCGGAAUCGUCGGGAUUCCCAACGUCGGAAAGUCUACGUUUUUCAACGUCCUCACAAAGAGUCAAGCUGCUGCCGAAAACUUUCCGUUUUGCACCAUCGAUCCCAAUGAAAGUCGCGUUCCAGUUCCUGAUGCGAGGUUCGAUUACCUGUGUGAGUACUACAAACCCGUCAGCAAAGUUCCGGCAUUUUUGAAUGUCGUCGACAUCGCUGGGCUUGUCAAAGGUGCUGCCGAAGGACAGGGAUUAGGAAAUGCUUUUCUUUCGCAUAUCAAUGCUUGUGAUGCGAUCUAUCAUUUAUGCCGAGCUUUUGAAGACGACGAUGUUACCCAUAUCGAAGGCGAAGUCAACCCCGUAAGAGAUCUUGAGAUAAUCUGCGAAGAGUUGCGGCUCAAGGAUAUUGAAAUGCUCAAUGGUUAUCUGGAAAAGUUGGAAAAACUAGUCGUACGCGGUAAUGACAAGAAACUUAAGCCUGAAUAUGACACUCUUUUAAAAGUCAAAACAAUUUUGGUAGAAGAAAAACAACAAGUCAGAUUUGCUGAUUGGAGUGUUAAUGAAAUCGACGUGCUCAAUAAAUAUUUGUUUUUGACGUCGAAGCCCGUAAUUUACUUGGUGAAUCUCUCGGAAAAGGAUUAUAUUCGUAAGAAGAAUAAAUGGCUUAUAAAAAUAAAGGAGUGGGUAGACAAAAAUGACCCUGGUGCAACACUGAUACCCUUCAGCGGUGUUUUUGAAAACAAAGUAAUCGAUAUGGACGACGCUGAACGCGCAAAGUACUUUGAGGAAUCUAAAGUUACGAGCGCGCUUGAGAAAAUCAUUGUCCAGGGUUACAAAGCUUUGCAACUGCAAUAUUUCUUCACUGCUGGCCAUGAUGAAGUCAAAGCUUGGUCAAUCCAGAAAGGAACAAAAGCGCCUCAAGCUGCCGGUAGGAUCCACACGGACUUUGAAAAAGGUUUUAUCAUGGCUGAAGUCAUGAAAUUUGAGGACUUUAAAAAUGAAGGUUCCGAAGCUGCAGUCAAGGCAGCAGGAAAAUACAGACAGCAGGGUAGACAUUACGUUGUUGAUGAUGGUGAUAUCAUACUAUUUAAAUUUAACGCCGGCGCUGGACUGAAAGAUGCCAAGAAAAAAUGAUAACACGCUAAUCUUCUUUACGCUUAUGCCACACAUAAUUUUUUUUUUUUUUUUUUUUUGGUAUUGCAUUGCGAGCGUCAAUUGAUAUUUACUAUAUCGACAGUUUCUAUUGAAUAUAAAUUUAUCAAUUAAA
This is a messenger RNA of Cotesia glomerata, 1457 nucleotides long. Its product is annotated as obg-like ATPase 1. Gene Ontology annotation, molecular function: ATP binding; GTP binding; ATP hydrolysis activity. Bases 131 to 1324 code for a protein of 397 amino acids. Lineage: Eukaryota; Metazoa; Arthropoda; Insecta; Hymenoptera; Braconidae. Gene Ontology annotation, cellular component: cytoplasm. The transcript has 11 exons. The record is from RefSeq and is a predicted model, not a curated record.